AUGGAGACUGACAGCUACACCUCAGGCCCAGGCACCACUGAGUGGGUUGGGACGCUGGCCGGCCUGGAGGGAAUGGGAGUCCUUCAGGAGCAGGGAGGAGGGGGCUUGUCCAGCACCGCCUCAUCCUGGUACAUGCCAUACUCUCUGGGCUUCCAGGUAUCGCUCACAGCCUUUCUUAUGCUGGAGCUGGUGUUGGGUUUCAGCAGCAACCUGACGGUGCUGGUGCUCUACUGCUCUCAAUCCAAUUUAGUGGACUCAGUGAGCAACAUGGUGACGGUCAAUCUGCAUGUGCUGGAUGUGGUGGUGUGUGUGCUGUGCCUGCCCCUCACUCUGGUGGUCGUGCUGCUGCCUCCAGGGCCAAACCUGGCCCUGCUCUGCUGCUUUCACGAAGCCUGUGUCACCUUUGCCAGCAUUGCCACAGCCAUCAACAUCCUGGUUAUAAGCUUGGACCGAUAUGACAUUUCCGUACGGCCGGCCAACAGGCUGCUGACAGCACGCAGAGCAGCGAUGCUCCUGACUGCUGUUUGGGUCACCUCAGUGGCUGUAUUUUUUAUCCCAUUCUUGGAAGUGCAGUGGUCCAGUGGAGAGGGAUCAGAGGAGAAAGGGCAGGUGGCACCCUUGUCUUUGUCCUCACAUGGCAUCAGUGCCACAGUGGUGCCAGCAUGGCGUAACUGGACACUGCUGUGUGUUGGCGGGCAGGGCUAUCACACAGGCCUGGGUAUGUAUUACCAUCUUAUCCUGCAGGUCCCCAUAUUCUUCACCACUGUGGCAGUCAUGCUGUUCACCUACUCCAGAAUACUGAGGGCCUUAAACAUCCGUAUUGGCUCCCACAUGAAGAAGAGCCAGCGGUUCAGGGGCCCCUCCUGCAGCGGGCACCACAAGAGACAGAAAAAAAAGAAAGAAGGGCUCAGAGUGAUCGAUGGUGGGGAGGCAGGAGGGGAGCAAUGUACCACAGAUGGCACCAAACAGCUAAGCCACCCUCCCCUCAUUCCUUCCCCCUCCCCUACCCCCACAGCUACCUCCCCCCCUGCCCUGUCCUCGUCUGCCCCACUGGUCACCUCUGACACAGCAGCGGCGACCCCCAUGCCAGCCACCAUGGGUGUUCAGGCCUCCGUGUCAGCCAUCAUUGCCUUGCGCAGGGCAGUGCGGCGACAUAGGGAUCGUCGAGAGCGCCAGAGACGAGUGUUCAGGAUGUCCCUCAUCAUCAUCACCACCUUCCUGGGUUGCUGGGCUCCCCUGUCUGUGACCAACGUGCUAAUCCUUGGCAUUGGCCCCAGCGAUGCUCUGAUCAGCCUGCGCCUCUGGUUCCUGGCCCUAGCUUAUGGCACCACCGUCUCCCACCCUCUGCUAUAUGCUUUCACCCGACAGAAGCUGCGCCGUGCCCUCCGUGCCAAGGUUAAAAAGAGGGUGGUGUCCCUGCUGCAAGUAGACCCUUCACCAGGGGGCACUGUCAUACACAACUCCUGGGUGGAAAACAGAAAAACCAGCCGGCAGGUGCGGCUGGAGGCAAGCGAAGGUACUGACCGUUGCCUGGCAGAGGCCCUGUGAGACUGAUAUUACUUACUCACUGUAAGUUGUUUCAUUAGGAAACUCACUGGUGCGUGAAGCCGGUGUGAGAAAUGUGAAAAACACACAUCCACCUCUGGGAGAUGUUUUAAUGUAACCACCAGCAGUGAGCCCAUACUAAACAAAGCUAACUUUCGCCUCAGGCAGCAGUGGAAGCAGGAUGCUGUCAUCACUGUAGUGCACACUGCCUUUGCAGCUGAACAAAAUCAUACAACAACAAACACAGUGUAUAUAAUUUGCACUUUGUCAAAUACUGAAGUCUGUUUACAUAUGGAGUUGUAAGAUAGAGCGUUCUCA
Toxotes jaculatrix (banded archerfish) is the source of this 1863-nucleotide messenger RNA. Its product is annotated as G-protein coupled receptor 22-like. Gene Ontology annotation, cellular component: membrane. Lineage: Eukaryota; Metazoa; Chordata; Actinopteri; Toxotidae. Gene Ontology annotation, molecular function: peptide binding; G protein-coupled receptor activity. The transcript has a single exon. The record is from RefSeq and is a predicted model, not a curated record. Gene Ontology annotation, biological process: G protein-coupled receptor signaling pathway. The coding region runs from base 1 to 1548 and encodes 515 amino acids.